Messenger RNA from Linum trigynum, 1290 nucleotides. The record is from the annotation of a GenBank genome assembly. NCBI's taxonomy places the organism in Eukaryota, Viridiplantae, Streptophyta, Magnoliopsida, Malpighiales, Linaceae.
AUGGAUAUGGAAUCAGUAAUGGAGUUUCUAGGCGGCGUGCCUUUGCUGCAGCGGUUGCCCAGUUCUUCGCUCAAGAGAAUUGCUCAGCUUGUCACGCCUCGGCACUAUGAUAAAGGGCAGUAUGUUAUUCGUGAGGGCGAAGUCGGAGAAGGUGUCUAUUUUAUAUGGGAAGGGGAGGCUGAAGUUGAUGGAUCAGUGCAUACCGAGGAAGAAAACCGUCCUGAAUUUCAAUUGAAACGAUUUGAUUACUUUGGCAAUGGUUUGUCUGUCUCAGUCCAGCAAGUAGAUGUGAUCGCUUUGACCAAGCUCACCUGCUUAGUGCUGCCCUACGAACAUUGCAGUUUGCUGCAAACAAAAUCAAUCUGGAGAGCAGAUGAGACUCAUGAUUCGUGCUCCCUUGUGGAGCGUAUACUGCACUUGGAUUCAAUAGAAGUGAAUCUGUUCCAAGGAAUAACCUUGCCAGAGGCCCCCAAGUUCGGAAAGGUAUUUGGAGGUCAGUUUGUUGGACAGGCACUAGCAGCAGCAUCGAAAACUGUGGAUUGCCUGAAGAUUGUACACAGUUUACAUUCUUACUUCCUUCUUGUUGGGGAUUUUGACAUGCCAAUUCUAUACCAAGUUCAUCGCGUUCGUGAUGGGAAAAGCUUUGCUACUCGCAGAGUUGAUGCAAUACAGAAGGGAAAUGUUGUGUUCACGUUACUCGCAUCAUUUCAGAAAGAAGAAACCGGAUUCAAGCACCAAGAAGUUGCAAUGCCAUCUGUGCCAGAUCCAGAGAUGCUCUUGUCAUUGGAACAGUUGCGUGAUAAGCGUUUAACUGAUCCUCGUCUCCCUAGAAGCUAUAGAAACAAGGUAGCUGCUAAAGAAUUUGUCCCUUGGCCAAUAGAGAUUAGGUUCUGCGAGCCUAGCACCCGUACCAAUCAGACCAAGUCUCCUCCAAGCUUGAAGUACUGGUUCAGAGCAAAAGGAAAGCUUUCAGACGAUCAAGCUUUGCAAAGGUGUGUAGCAGCAUUUGCUUCAGAUCUCAUCUUUCUUCAAGUUAGUUUGAACCCUCAUCGCUAUAGGGGUUUGAAGGCAUCCGCUGUUAGUCUGGAUCACUCGAUGUGGUUCCAUAGACCUUUCAGAGCCGACGAUUGGAUAUUGUUUGUGAUCAAGAGCCCCGCUGCCUCCAAUGCACGCGGCUUUGUGUUAGGAGAUAUGUUCACUAAAGGGGGUGAGCACAUUGUGUCGCUAACGCAAGAGGGCCUGCUUCGGAAGUAUAUGCCACCAAAUCCAGCCACGGGCUCAAAGCUUUGA